Messenger RNA from Aspergillus nomiae NRRL 13137, 1401 nucleotides. RefSeq names its product putative ZIP family zinc transporter. The coding region runs from base 1 to 1401 and encodes 466 amino acids. The record is from RefSeq and is a predicted model, not a curated record. NCBI's taxonomy places the organism in Eukaryota, Fungi, Ascomycota, Eurotiomycetes, Eurotiales, Aspergillaceae. The transcript has 3 exons. Gene Ontology annotation, biological process: zinc ion transmembrane transport. Gene Ontology annotation, cellular component: plasma membrane. Gene Ontology annotation, molecular function: zinc ion transmembrane transporter activity.
AUGAAUGAAUUCACAAGGUGGCAGCGAGAUGGAUUGGGAAAAUUUAGUGAAACUCUUAUAGACCUCGAAAGCGCAGUUGAAUUGAGUGCAUAUAUACCUGAUACAGUUCUGCGGGCGGAGCUACGCCGAAGAAGCGGAAUCAGAGACUCUGACAAUGAUAAGCCAUUGUGUGGCUCAAAGGAUCGAGGUGUUUACAACACCCCAGUACAUGUAAUGGCACUUUUCCUCAUUUUAGUGCUGAGUACCUUCGCUUGUUCAUUUCCUGUACUUGCCCGCCGGUUCCCACGCCUACCAAUACCACGGCGCUUUCUUUUUCUUUCCAGACAUUUUGGGACAGGUGUAUUGAUAGCUACGGCCUUCGUUCAUUUACUCCCCACAGCGUUUGUGUCCCUGACAGAUCCAUGUCUUCCUCGAUUUUGGAGUGAAUCAUACCGUGCCAUGGCUGGUUUUGUCGCCAUGAUUUCCGUCUUUGUUGUGGUGGUGGUAGAGAUGUUUUUUGCCAUGAAAGGUGCAGGCCAUGUUCAUGGGAGUGAAUAUGACCAUCUGAUUAGUGAUGUCGGUGAGGACACUGCAAACAACUAUCAAAAUGAGGGUUCCGAAUAUUUACAAGAGUCAACGGAGAAUAUUCACCUCGAGGGCAUACCGAACGGCAACUAUACACAUAGCCUACCACAAUCCUCCCGUCACCUGCUGAGUGACUCAACAGACGACGGUACUCUGUCACAGUCCGCGAGGUUAAUUGCGCGCAAAGAGGAUGUAGGGGUUGGUCUUGAGGGACCAGACUCUUAUGAUGACUCACGUACGGAUGCGCAUCAAAGCCCUUAUCCGCACUCUGAGUUGGGUCAGCCUUCACCGGUUAUAUCGCGUGAACAGACGAACUCCAUGCUGUCCAUACAGAACCCGCAACGUCAGUUACUCCAGUGUCUUUUGCUUGAAGCGGGAAUACUCUUUCAUAGUAUUUUUAUUGGCAUGGCCCUUAGUGUUGCAACAGGGACAUCAUUCGUUGUACUACUCGUGGCCAUCUGCUUCCAUCAGACUUUCGAGGGUUUCGCUCUUGGCUCACGCAUUGCAUCACUUAUUCCGGGCCUUUUUGCCCCAUCCUCCAUGAAGCCAUGGCUUAUGUCACUUGCAUAUGGGACUACAACACCCUUCGGCCAAGCCAUCGGUCUUAUUUUACAUAACCUAUAUGAUCCAACGAGCACUACUGGUUUGCUUAUGGUUGGUAUUACGAAUGCGAUAAGCAGCGGGCUUCUGCUGUUCGCUGGGCUGGUUGAGCUUUUGGCCGAAGACUUUUUGAGUGAAUCAAGUUACGCAACCUUACAUGGUCGAAAGCGCGUUGAAGCAUGUAUAGCAGUUGCCUGCGGGGCUUUGUUAAUGGCGUUAGUUGGUGCAUUUGCCUAG